Molecule: messenger RNA, 1847 nt
Organism: Electrophorus electricus (electric eel)
Lineage: Eukaryota; Metazoa; Chordata; Actinopteri; Gymnotiformes; Gymnotidae
Source: RefSeq, a predicted model, not a curated record
AAGAAGAAAAAAGGGAAGAAAUGAAGAAGAAAGAAAAUGAUUUGAUGUGACCAUGAACAUGUACGAAUUCUACAAUGGCAACAUGUGGCAUCUUGAUACCUGUCAAAGAGGACAGCUACCACCGGACUUGGCGUCAAAAAGACGAAUCCUACGCAACUAGACAGAGCUGUACCUUUAGACUUUCACUUUCAAAUCAGAAGACUGCUUGGGCUGAAGACAUCAUACGACGUGUAAGGAGCGAUGGUAGGACACAACGAAGCAACUCCACUACUUGUGAAUGGGUCAAACCAAAUAAGAAACGGUUGGCUCUUCCUCGCGGUGUUUUCAGCGGUUUUGGGCAAUUUUGUUUUUGGUUUUGCCAUGGUUUAUCCGUCACCAGUAAUUCCUCAGCUUAGAAACGGUCAAGACACACGGCUGCGCAUGGACGUUCAUCAGGUUUCUUGGUUUGGGUCCAUUUUCACACUGGGAGCUGCAGUAGGAGGUCUGAGUGCCAUGCUGCUAAAUGACAAGAUAGGACGGAAGUUGAGCAUAAUGAUGUCAGCAGUGCCAUCAACGGCGGGUUUCCUAUUGAUGGGGGCGGCACAGAAUAUCUGGAUGCUACUUCUGGGAAGGUUUCUUACUGGCAUUGCUGGUGGGAUUACCGCCAGUUCCAUUCCUGUCUAUGUGUCAGAGAUUUCACAUCCAGGUGUCAGAGGAGGUCUGGGAUCUUGUCCUCAGAUCACUGCUGUCUUCGGAAGUCUGGCACUCUAUGCUUUUGGACUGAAACUGCCCUGGAGGUGGUUAGCUGUAGUUGGGGAAGUCCCCGUGCUGGUCAUGGUAAUCCUCCUCUCGUUCAUGCCAAACUCGCCACGUUACCUCAUCAUCUGUGGCAAGCGGGACGAGGCUUGCAGGGCCCUGAAGUGGCUCCGGGGGGAGGAGUCAGAAUACAUGGGUGAACUGAUGAAAAUAGAGCGUGGCGUCACAUCACAGGUUGGACUGCAAUGGUCUGAUCUUAAGAGUCCCUUCUUCUACAAACCAAUCUUGAUCUCUGUAUUUAUGAGAUUCCUACAGCAGAUGACAGGUGUAACACCCAUUUUGGUUUAUCUAGAACCUAUCUUUCACAACGUAUCACGCAGUGCCGUUUUACUGGAACCCAAGUAUGACGCGGCACUAGUAGGGGCUGUUAGACUUUUCUCUGUUAUCAUUGCAGCCAGUUUAAUGGACAAAGCUGGCAGGAAAGCUUUGCUCUACACAUCAGGAUUCCUCAUGUUCCUGGCCUCACUUGCUAUGACCAUAUACACCCACAUGACUAUCUGUGAUGGCAGGAACGUCACCGCUGAGGGAUCACCAACACAUAGUCUGCUGACAGAGGCUGCAGGAGCUGUCAAGGGGUCCAUCCCAGACCCCAUCACACUCGUCCCCCUCAUCAGUACCAUGGUCAUUAUAUUUGGUUAUGCAAUGGGUUGGGGUCCAAUCACAUGGCUGCUGAUGUCCGAAGUUCUGCCACUGGGGGCUCGGGGGGUGGCGUCCGGCCUGUGUGUGGUGGUCAGCUGGGUCACGGCUUUUGCCCUCACGCAACUCUUCAUGCAUGUAGUGGACGCCCUCGGACUCUUUGCUCCUUUCCUGUUCUUCUGUGUAGUGUGUGUAGUGAACAUCAUAUUCACAGCUGUGUGUGUGCCUGAAACAAAGGGGCGAACACUUGAGGAGAUCGAGAACUACUUCAGAACAGGACGCUCUUUCACCAUCAUUGAAAGUUAAUGCAGGUCUUUUCUUAGAAUUAAAUUAAUUUGUUGCUACUGUACAUUUAUGCGACUCAUGAGAGUUCUGCAAUUGUAUAUAUGUGUAACUAUUAAAGACAUUUAUGGACA